Messenger RNA from Silurus meridionalis, 3285 nucleotides. RefSeq names its product probable G-protein coupled receptor. Gene Ontology annotation, biological process: G protein-coupled receptor signaling pathway. The transcript is spliced from 2 exons. The record is from RefSeq and is a predicted model, not a curated record. NCBI's taxonomy places the organism in Eukaryota, Metazoa, Chordata, Actinopteri, Siluriformes, Siluridae. Bases 273 to 1598 code for a protein of 441 amino acids. Gene Ontology annotation, molecular function: G protein-coupled receptor activity. Gene Ontology annotation, cellular component: plasma membrane; signaling receptor complex; endosome.
CUUACUCUACUAACGCGAACAUCCCUCUCGUUUCUCACAAAAGCUUCCUGAUCUCAGUAACAGCUCUGCUUCUGAUCGAUCUUUUGCUCGUUACUGUAACAUCUGGAUACACAUGCAGCAUCUGGCUGUGAGAUCCGUUCGGAGAGAGAUUUAUCACGACCUUCAGCGACCAGCAGCUCUGACCUGUGAUUAGUCAAUCCCGGCGCCCCCUGUGUUGGACAAUGGAGGAAUCUGUGAUCGUGACCCGAGCUGCGUAAAUAGAAGCUCCAAAGAUGGCAGCAUCUGGAUUUCCUCAGCUCCCCAACCUCAACGAAACACAAUCCAACCGCUCCCUGGAACAUGGCACAUCCGUGCACCCAACCCCCAGCAUGCAGCUGGGCACCAUGUCCAACCCACAGUCCCGUCUCCGUGAUGCCAUGGGCCUGGCUGCCAUGGUGGUACUAAACGCCGUGGCUCUUUUGGCAAACCUGGCUGUUCUGAUCGUCGUGUUGAAGGCACCACACCUGAGAAAGUACAGCUUCGUGUGGCACCUCUGCGGAGUAGAUGUGCUGUGCGCAGCACUCCUCAUGCCCCUCGCCAUUGUGUGCGGCUCACCGAUCUUCGCCGGGGUCAUCUUUACGCCCCUGGAGUGUCGCCUGUACGUCUUCCUCAACGCCUUCCUGAUCUCUGCCUCCAUCUUCACGGUGACAGCAAUCAGCGUCGAACGCUACUACUACAUCGUGCACCCGAUGCGCUACGAGGCCAAAAUGACUCCUCGUAUUGCUGCUGCGGUUAUGGCGUUGGUCUGGUUGGCGUCCGCUGUCCUUGGAUUGGCCACUGUGUUUGGGUGGCCCAGUUAUCGCCAACACAGCGCUAUCGCUGCUGCCCACUGCUCGCUUCACUGGAGCCACAGCGGGCACCGGCGUGUUUUCUCUAUUAUCUUCUGCGUGCUUUGCUUUUGCGUCCCCUCUGCCAUUAUCCUAGCCGUUUACGCCAAUGUCUACAAGGUGGCGCACAUGGCUGCCCGACACAGGGGUCCUCUGCCUAGCUGGGUGCCUGCAACACCCCGUCCAAAGCACCGCUCUGACUCGGUCAACAGCCAAACCACUAUCAUCACCAGCAGCUCAAGUGUCAGGAGAGGGACAGGGACACACGCAUCUCGCAGGCCACGCCGCACCCUGGUGGGGGGUAAAGCAGCGCUCACACUGGCAGUCAUCGUGGGCCAGUUUGUACUCUGUUGGCUACCAUACUUUGCCUUCCACCUACACUUGUCCCUGGGUGUCGCCCACAGCUCGGCUGACGAGGCGGAAGGCCCCGUCACGUGGCUGGCCUACUCUUCUUUCGCAGCAAACCCUUUUUUCUAUGGUUUGCUAAACCGCCAGAUCCGUGAAGAGGUGUGUAAGACGAUGUGCUGCUGCUGCCGAUCGCCCAGCAGACCCACCAGACCACCGGCAUCGGGACACGAUGGCGCCUCGGUGCGUGAAGAUUUCCUGCACUUUCUGAAGCGCAGCAGCUCUGUGGAUGCCACACGCAGCAGUUACAACACUGCAACUCCCAGAAACACAUUGGAUCAAACAGGGUUCAGGAUACCAGGACAGAUCCCUGAGGAACUGACUUAGGCACUUGGUAAAGGGCAUCCACAAAAUUAAUUUCAAAACGGUCCAAAUCUGAAGUAUCCAGAUUGCAUCCAAGUGUGGAACGAUGAAAUUUUGAUCCAUAUAUGGAACAUCAAUAGGGAUCCAAAUCUGGAAUGUUUAAAUCAGAUACAAAUCAGGUAGAAAAAAUCUGGUACAUUUACAAAGGAUACCAAUCUGUAACAUUCAAAAAGAUCCGAAUCUGGAACAUUUAACACUGAUCUGUUUCGGAAAAUGUAAAAUAUAAAAUCUCCAAAAGUGGACAGGUUAUAUCAGAUGCAAAUCUGAAAUGUUUCAAUCAGGUCCAAAUCUAGAAGGUCCAAAUGUGAGACAUUUAAAAAAUGGUUCCAAAUCUUAUUCUUUCAGAUCUGGAAGGUUAAAAUAUAAAUCAAAGUUAAAAUCAGAUACAAAUCUGGAAGAUCCGGAUGGCAUCCAAGUCUGAUUCAUAAGUUAAGAUUCAAAUCUGGGACCUUCUAAUCGGAACCAAAAAUCUGGAGUGUUCAAUCAGAUCCGAAUCUGGUACAUUUACAUUGGACACAAAUCGGUAACAUUGAAAAUGGGUCCUAAUCUAAAACCUGGAAUCAGAUCAGAAUCUGGAAUGUUCAGAACAGACAUGAAUGGAAAAAAUGCAAAAAACGUUAAAGAAAAUAUGAAAACCGCUUCAUAAUUCCUGCAAAUGCCAGGUGCAGGUAUAAUCACAAAUCUGGAGGGGGGAAGAUCAAAAAAAUAUAUCGUUUGAAUCUUUUUUGGGUCUGCUUUGCCAUGCUAAUGGCAUGUUAUAUUAAGUAGUCAAGCCAACACACACGCACACACACACACACACGCACGCACGCACGCACACACACACACACACACACACACACACUUUUAUACAGGGCUGUUAAUGUAUACUGACUUUUAACAUGGACUACACCACUGGUGAUUUAUUUUUUUUAAUAAUGAAGAUGUAUAGAAUAUUAAUAGAAAUGACCAACUUUCUGGUCUGUUCCUGAAGUAAAAGGUGUGUGUGAAUUAAAUUAGAUUGAAUCAGACAUCCACAAAUCAAAAAACGAUGCUGAGGUCACGAUAUCUGCGUCGACUUCGGAUGCUCAGGGCUGUUCGUUUUACAGAGAAGUGGGCGGGAAUUUCUUACACAAUAACGCCUUGAAAUAUCAUCUUUAUCUGCGUUUCAUUCAGAACCGAUCCAAAAAUUUCAUGGAGGUCCAUGACAACACGUUUUUCUUUUUUCAUUCGCCUUAAAACACAUCAAACCACACAAUGACAACUCAGAAAUUUGUAUCAGAAAACCCCCAGUAUUGUCAUUAUUUCAUUUAACGAGUAUCCUGUAUUUAGGUUCAAGUGUUUGUUGUUCGCUGAUUCACCUCAUUUUACGCAGCUGCACAACACUAAAGACUCUGUAUUAGUGUAUGUUACAUGGUGGUGUUCAAUAUAUUUUAAAUAUUUUAUAUGUUAAAAUAUGUUUUAACAUUAAUUUUCAGUCAUUUGUGAUGUGCAAAAAUAUAUUUAUUUGGAUUUGUAUUUAUUCGAGUUGAAAAACUGUGCCUCUUUUUUUUUCUCCAUGUGAAUAUGAAAUGUUUCUGAGAUGUUUCUCCUGUCUCCCCGCUGAAUAAAACACCCUUUGCUUAGUCACGUGCACAGCGUUACACAACGUGUCUUUGUUAAGAAAAGGAAA